Molecule: messenger RNA, 7918 nt
Organism: Rhipicephalus sanguineus (brown dog tick)
Lineage: Eukaryota; Metazoa; Arthropoda; Arachnida; Ixodida; Ixodidae
Gene: smg
Product: protein Smaug homolog 1
Biological process (GO): negative regulation of translation; nuclear-transcribed mRNA poly(A) tail shortening; regulation of mRNA stability
Cellular component (GO): P-body
Molecular function (GO): mRNA binding; translation repressor activity; protein binding
Source: RefSeq, a predicted model, not a curated record
GCCGCGUGAAUUGUCGUCGUCGUUGGGGCUUCGCUUGUUGCAAGCGGCGCGAUGCAGCUGAUCCAGGGUGCUUGGCCUCCCCAGCGUCUCGGCGACGUGCUCUUCGACAGAGGACCGGGCGGGGCGGCCCCGGCGGGCGCCGCGAUGGCGGGCGGCGGCGGCAUGAAGUCCAGCCUGGUCUUCAGGGACCAGGUGGCGGCCAUGGGCUCGUGGUUCGAGCUGUGGAACCCGUGCGAGCAGACGGUGGGGCUGUACUCUCUGCUGCGUCGGCUGGGGCCGACCCAGGCGCGCUUCCUGGCGCUCGUGCUCGACCGGUCGCUGGCCGACUGCGCCGAGCUGCGCCAGCGGGAACGGCACGCCAACGACCCGGCCUACAUCGAGCGGCUGGCUCGCGAGCCGCGCGACCAGGCGCUGGGCCAGCUGCUGGGCCUGCUGCCCCUGCUCGCACCGGGGAACCAGGCGGCCAAGGCGGCCUACCUCAGCCUCAUACCGCAGGUGCUGGCGCAUGCCUUGGACUGCCGGCCACUGGUGGAGGGAGCGCGCCAGCUGCUCUCCUACUCGCUCAUCCACCCGGCCAUCAACUCUCGAGAUGACCGCCGCCUGCUCACCCUCUGGCUCAGGCACCUCGAGGAGCGUAUCUCUUCCUCCAGGUACCAAGAACACGGAGGCGGUGGUGCCGAGCCCCUGAACGGCACAGCCGGUCUGGACGACGGCGGAGGCAGCCUGGCCGCUGGGCGGCCCCCGACGAGCAGCCUCGAUUCGUGGGCGGCCGUCGACGGCCUAGGCUCCCUUAACGGUCACCACCACCAUCACCAUCAGCAGCAGCACCACUAUGGGGGCAGCGACCUGAAUGGAUUCGGACUGGCACCGCUGGGCACUGCGGGUGGCUCCUUGCCUCCCGGUCUCGACUCCAGCCACAUGGCACUGCACCCGAGCAACCUGUCCACUUAUGCGCCUGCUGGCCAGUCGCUCUCCCAGCCAAUGCUCAAGCGAAGCAGCAGCCUGACACCACCAUGCUCCACCACGUCCCUGCACCAGCAGCUGUCGCAGGCACAGCAGGGCUUCGGGCCAGGGCGACUGCUUGGAUCUCACCCCACCUCGGUGGACUGGCGGUGUGGCCCUCCCCCCGGCCCGCCGCACGAAGCCGAGACCAUAGGCCCGCCCCUGUCCCCACAGAGCAGCGGGGCGUCCUCCGGUUCGGAAGGUCACGGCACCGAGGACCAGGGCCAGCCGGGUUUCAACCUGGAUGGCUCUGGCAUGAAGGAUGUGCCCAGCUGGCUGAAGAGCCUCCGACUGCACAAGUAUGCCUACCUGUUUGCCAACAUGAGCUACGAGGAGAUGAUGAACCUCACCGAGGAGAAACUGGAGGCCCAGAGCGUGACUAAAGGAGCACGUCACAAGAUUGUGCUUAGCAUUCGCAAGCUGAAAGAGCGCCCGGCCACGUUGCGUCAGCUCGAGAAGCAUCUGAGCAAGCCACACGUGCAGAUCCAGAGGACUCACUCGGCUCCCGUGCGGCCGAAUCCAGUGGUUGCAUCGCUAUACAAGCAGGCUGCGACUAACAGUGGACGCAUGCAAGCUGACACUUCGGCAAACGACCCGGACCUGAACAACCGGCUGGAGUCUCUCUGUCUCAGUGUCACUGAGCAUGCCCUCGGAGGUUCUGAUGGCAUGCCUCCGUUCUAGGCACCACGGCUUGCGGCCUGUGCCGGAAACACGGCGGGAACGAUUGUUUGUCAUCGUGCCAAUCCAUGGCCUCAUCAAAGCUUGUCGCUCUCCCCCACCUUUUUUUUUUUUCUUUUUUGUGUCUUGUUAGCGCACGACCUUCUCUGAAAACCAUCUUCAUAUUUUAUCUCCUACUCCGCAUUGCCUUUCGUCACCCUUGUCGCAACCAAAGUUCUUUGUUGACGUUGCCGGGCACGACAGGACCUUUUUUUCUGUAGGUGCCACCGUUGGUUGUUUCCUUUAUUUUAUUUGUUUUCCGGAUCAUCGCCUGCCUUAUUGCUUCCCCCGGCAUUGGCGAUGCCGUUCUUGAGAAACGGCAAUUUUUUUAUCGCGAGACAACUGCAUGUGCGAGUGUAUGUGUUUGUGGGCAUGCCAUUUUGCUCCCUGCGAUCGUUUUUUUCAUCGUUACCACUUGCUCAGUUGAUCUACUUUUAUUUUGUUUACUAUAUGUAGGUGCUCUCUCUUUUUUUUUUUUCUCGUCAUCGCCUCUGGCUGUUGUACGGUUGAUCCACACGACGGAACAAAUUCGUGUUUUCCCGGCCGGACAUCGGAAUGAUUAUCAUCUGGGGUUUGACGUCCCAAAACCACGAUAUGAACAUCGGCAUGAGCGACAGCACGCCACUGAUCGCUGUUGGCAGCAUCUUAUCCGCGGUGAACGCAGACGAGUGCAUGGCGAUUCUGAUAUUCAGACAAUGAAAGUGCAGCCUAAGAUGCUUUGGAUGCCUCGCUACAAUCUCUGUCCUCUUACGAACAAGACCAUUUUCCAGGUAAACCAAGUAUUUGUCCAGUCAAAAAAGAAAAAAAAAUCUGAACAUGGUCAACUACCAAGUUUCAGUUUUACUGAAAUUUAGGUUGUGGCAUAAUUGAUACAAUGUAUUCAGAAUGUGCAAACAUCAAUAAACCACCCCUUUCACGAUUCCAUAGCGCAUGCUCCCCUCCCCUAGCCGAAAAGUCGCGAAACGCCUUUUGAUCUUGGAGCCAUUCAUUAUGGCGAUGGCGAUUGUCCCGGCCCCUAGCAAAACCCUAACAAAAUGGCAGAGGGCAGCACAGGAAAAUAAAAAAGGCGAAUUGGCAUCUGAAAUUUGUCGGCAAGCCACCGGAGGCAACGUGUGACUGUUGUAUCCUUUUUUCAGGAGGCACGGGGCAUUGGGAAUAGAAAACAGAUUUCUGAAACGGGACGAAUGAUUGUGAAUGCCUUGCUGUUGAAGCAUCGGGAUGCAAAUCUCAAGCAAGUUCAAGCGUGGUUGAGGAACAGUUGAGCCAAACGAGUCGUGACAACUACUUGACCGACGCAAUGCGGUCGAUGGCACCCACUCGUUUUGUCCAUCCCAUCAACGCUGUCGUCAGCAGCCACAUGAGCUGCGGAAUUGUGCGCAGAGUAGUAGUUCGUGCAGUUGUUUGUUGUGUGGAUACACCUGCAAGGGCAGUUCGGCCAUUACAAAACUCUCCUCCCAGCCACUUCGCCCGGCCGAAAACGAAAUCGAAGCUUCUGACCAUCGACUGCGAUCCUGGCGCGCAUCUUGGCGACCCUCAUCCUUAUUUGUCUUAGAAUCCUGACUGUGAAUGUCACCUGUCUAUCCCUUGAUAUGUUGCCGAUCGAUUGCGCUCAUCAUUGCACUGUCAUUGCAAAUUUUGUGAGCUUCAUUUUUUCGAGAUGUGUGAAACCCGCAGUUUUACGUGCCUUAGUCGAUCUGUUGAUCAGUGCUGUGUGCGCGUGCAUGUGUCUUGGAGAGGGGUUUAUCUGUGGAGUGCGUGCAGUCGUGGGCAGUCUUCCAGGCUCACCUUUUGUUUUCUCUGUCCUUGCCUCCUCCUUUACCACUCUCUUUAUGUGAAGCACGCGAAGAAAAAAAAACGAAAAAUUGUUCGCAUCAUUUUUUAAAAAAGUGCCUUCCCCUGGGGCGGGCUUUUUAUGUUCACUUUUUAGUGAUUUCAACAGACCUCGCAGAUCAGUUUUAGCGUAGCAGUGCCGAAUGAGAAUUUUCGAGAAUCAACUGCACAUUAUGCUAGUUCAGAAAGAAUGGUGUGCAGUUCGUUGCACUGUAGCAAUGUAGAGUGUCGUGCUGAGUCGAACAUCAACUCCGACUCUGCGGCGCCAUAUGUUUGUGUGUGUGCCAGUGAAAUUGACAAUAGCGACCCGCUGCGUUCGUUGUGUUCACCCUGCACUCGGAAGCGAGGCUUUCUUGAAAGAAAAGGAAAACCCUGUCAUCGGGUUUCGCGUGAAAUCGAGCGCAUGCAUGUCGCGUGUGCACAUAUCCGUAUUUAUGGACUCCGUAGUCCGUAUUUACGGACUCUUUGGGUCAAACGUGCAGAAUAAUAUUCAAGUAGCAGGAAGGCACGCGCUGCCUCUGCCUUUUAUAAAAGGAAUGCGACGCCCGGUUCCGAUACUUUUUUCCCUUGGCAUUUCAUAUUGUUGCCUUCUCCUUGCUUCCGUAAUUCUCCCGCCUUCUUUCCCACAGAGUGUGUCACACGGAGUGUGCCCCUUCGGAUUCGUCAGACGGAUAUCUGCCGCACGCUCUGCGCGGUCAAUAUUUUUUCUUUUGUACUGUGUGUGCUUCUGUUCGCCCUCCCCCUGCAACAUGGGAGUGGGUGUCUAGGAUUGUGUAUGUAUACAUACAUAUAAAUAUAAAUAUUAUAUAUAUUAUAAAUAUGACAUCUACAGUGACUGUACAUAAUUUCUGGCCAGGUGCCAUACUCUAGUAGGAAAGACACUUCCAAGAGGCUGAAGUGGUCGAAGGACUGGGCGUCGGCGCAUCUCUCCCGUGGGCACCGCCCGUCACUGGUCAGGCGCAAGAGUGCCGGUUUGCGCGAAUGUAGGGGAAAAAGUUCAGUCGGAGUUGCAGCAGUAUUUGAAUGAUCCCAGUAGCCACUGUUGGAAAACGGGCCACGGCAAGCCCUACACUGAGCCAUUGUCAGUUAAAGGCCGGUUGCAACGAAAUUUCGCCUUGAUUAAACUCAUUACGACUGAGCAGCACAGUACCACUGAAGCAUUCUUGGCAAGGCAACUGGACUAGUUGUGGUGUACCUUUCUUGUUAGCAGCCUGAAAAGAUGGCCUAAGCGGGCAAUGCUCUCGCUUGAUGUUUAUCGCUACAGCAAAGGGCCAGGUACAUCGCGCCCGAGGUGUUGAGGGGUCCUCUGUUGUGCCUGACAAAAUGCCGAGGAGCCACACGUUCAUGCCUUGGUCACGCAUCGUAGUAGUGGCGUUUUCUUUAUUUCUUCAGUUUCAGCAUUGAAAACUGUUUUGGUUGCAAAGCUUUUUGGGAUGCUUCUGCUUUUGAGAGUCAAGUUUUUCGCGCAGGCUUCUCUACACCCCAGUAAUAUGUUAAAAUACACUUUUUAUACGGUGUAAAAGUUUUGUUGCAGCUGGCCUUUAAUGACACAGGGGUUCAGUGUUGAGUACAUGUUGGCUGUGCACCUAGCUUGGCUUGGGUGAUGCAACGACACAAAUGUUUCGCUUUCACCUUUCUUAUUUGUGACUCGCCGCAGAUGGUAUUUCUUCAUUUUUCUCACUCGCAAUACCCUUUGAACGAGAUUGGAAGAGAAAGCAGGAGCUUAUUUCUCUAUCUCCUACCCUCAUCUCUCUCUUCGUCGCACAACACUGCAGGACCAGUGUUGCGCGUCGCUGAAAGGUACUCGCAGCGAAGUGUCUCAAAAAAAAAAAAAAAAGGAAAGGAAAAGAAACAAAAAAAGAUUGGGAAUGCUCUCCACGUGCGUUGUGACGAAUCGGAGGCCACCCAGCAGCCUAUGCUAUCGCUUGAGUGUGUGAGAGAGCAAUGGCCUAGCUACUGCGAUUGCAUUGAUGUGAGAGAGUUUUUGGAAGUAGCGUAUGCGACUGGGUGUGGCAGGCCCGAAAAGCGUGGUGAAUUCUCGAAACCCAGCUACGCACCCGUGUUGUCUGUUUGCAGUAUCAACAGGCUGCAUUAACCAGAGUUGACAUGUUAUUUUGCUCUACCAAGGAUUUGGAUAACACUGAAUCGGGAAUUUGUUGCGAUUUAUGGAGGAGGUUCAGGAAAUCACCGUGGAAAGUUUAGGGAUAUGGCCAAUUUGUGUAUUUUUAUUGAGCCCCGAAACCUGCAAAUACUCAGACAAGGAAGGCAGUCACAAGGUUAUCAGGUUAUACAGUCAGCAGCAUUGUAGUUGGAUAACUUAGUUGAAACUAAUGGCACUUAAGAGAUUAAAAUACGCCGUGACAGUUGCAUGGACACCCACGUAGGAUGCCAUUUUGACUAUCGUUACAAUUUAGUACUGCGGAACACUUUUCGUUCGCUUAAGGUAGUAAAAACAGAAUCUGUGGAAAGGCCCGGAGACAAUUUUGAUGUGAAAUGCUGAAAAGAAAAAUUUGUGAAGACAAAAACAAGUUUGCCAGUCAUUGGAUUGCAGCUAAAUGAGGACAAUGUUACAGUUUUUUUUGUCUUUUCGAAAUACUGUCUCCAACCUCAUCAAAAUUCAACUGAGAGUUUGAUAUCCCGGAAUUCAAGUACACAAGAGCAUCAGAAUGAUGUCAUGCAGAGCUUUCGUUUAUAGAUGUAAAAAGUGCCCCUUGUUUAUGCGACUGCACUGUGUAAGGAAAUCUUGGUAGAGCGACUGCCCCGGAUAGGCGUUGGUCCCGGGUUCGAUCCCCGGACCAGGACAAUUUUUCGGCAACUAAGAGGCUUUAUUUUUCUGAGAAAUCCGUAUGGAUUUCCUUGUGGCUUCGUGCUACAAUUGGGUGGUUGUCUAUUUUCCCUUUCUUAACUGUGUAAUAGCUAGGGAAGGCCAGCACUUGCUGAAUGAGAUCAGAAGUUAUUGUCUUCAUCGUAUCAAAAAUUAUUGUCGUCAUUGUACCUGUGGCUGGAAGAGGUGCAGAAAUUAUAGCCUUCAAUAAAAACAAAAGCGCUAUGCACUCGCUUCUUCUGCUGUAUUAGCCAAUAGUUUGCCAGGUGCAGCAGAUAGUUCACCAAGAUGGCAACAGUGAUAUUACAUUCACUGCUUCUAGAACUUCUUCUGCUCUCCAACUAAUAAUCAAUGGACGACACGGCAGGUUUCAUUGGUCAAAACGUAGGUAGCAGCUCUCUAGAAAAAAAAAGAGCAUAUGUGUUCUAGAUAGCUUGCGUUCAGUCUUUUGGAUUUCUUUCAUGUUAAGAAUUUCAGUCAAGCGUCAUCUGUAGUUCCAAGAGCUUCAGCACUUUUCUGGUACUCGGCUUAAGGUUGCCAAAAACUCGGCUUACUCAUGCACUGAUAUUCCCCAAGCGGUGUUUCGUUUGAAGCGUCAUAUUGGAAUAAGUCUCGCAGCAAGCAGGCCAGUGUGAUCAUGUGAACGGGAUUGGUUUGCCUCAAUUUGCUUGACUGUUAGCGAGAUUUAGCAUACAGCAGCUGCGAGUAGGAAUGUGCAGAGGAGGUUGAGGGAAAAUUAGGUUAAAGCACUGCAUUGAUGUAGAUAACAUUUUUUGAGAACUAUAUUGUCAAAGUGACGAUUCUAGGUUAAUAUGAUUGGUUGCCAGAACGCCAGUGCCUCAAUGUCGGUGUGGUAUCACAGGUUUUUUAAAGUACGUCUUUUCAUGUUCAUCACAUUUUAAUAAAAUUUGCAGCAACUAGCCAUAUUUAACGGCUGGCGUCCUCAAAACACAAUGUAGCCUGUCUUCAGGCGCUUUUGAUGUCAUCAAAGAGUAGCUUUGCCCGUAUGAGCGAGAAUGUUUCUUUCGCUCUAGUGUCCCUCCAAUUUUAACUAACUUUGAAUGCGCCACGUUCAAAAACUUUCUCAUGUCAGAUGCACGGUGGCCAUUAACUCUGGUGCACAUUGCAAAGAUGUUAGCAUCAUUAGUAUUCCUAAGGAGCAAGAAAGAAAAGCCCGCUGUCCCUGAACAACUUGCUUCUGCACGUGCAUCUUGGAGGUUAUUGUGCGACUUGACAGGGCUCCUGUGUUUUCUUUUGGCAUUGAACUCACGGGCGUUGAGCGCGUACUGGUGCCAAGAACGGCACUCCUCGUUACGUAGCCGGCAGAGGCGACGCCGAGUAAGCCGGUGACUCGCCUCGGAUGUGUCGCUGAACGCUCAAAAAUAAAAACCCCGUAUGACUGUCGAGAGAUGGUUGUGGAAGCCUUCCUCCGUGUGCAUGUGGGACGAGGAAGCAGUGUGCAACCUGAUGUGACUUGCACUUACGUGUUGCUUGUACUUCUGUCAAGAGAGAUGAUUUACGAAUAAAGUUUAUGACAUCAUUGCA